Ziziphus jujuba (common jujube) is the source of this 935-nucleotide messenger RNA. RefSeq names its product thaumatin-like protein. Lineage: Eukaryota; Viridiplantae; Streptophyta; Magnoliopsida; Rosales; Rhamnaceae. Gene Ontology annotation, cellular component: extracellular region. Bases 72 to 749 code for a protein of 225 amino acids. The record is from RefSeq and is a predicted model, not a curated record. Gene Ontology annotation, biological process: defense response. The transcript has a single exon.
CCAAACCAUUUUACUACCCAAAAAAAAUAAAAUAAAAUAAAAUAAAUAAUCCAAACCAUUUACCAAUCAAAAUGAGCUUCUUUCAAAACCUCUCCAUUUUCUUCUUCCUUCUCUUCACUCUCGCCUUUCCCUCGGCAGAUGCAGCCGUUUUCGACAUCCGAAACAACUGUCCCUUCACGGUUUGGGCUGCCGCCAUCCCUGGAGGUGGCCGGAAGCUCGACAGAGGCCAAACUUGGUCCAUCAAUGUGAAAGCCGGCACAACACAGGCUCGCAUUUGGGCUCGAACCAAAUGCAACUUCGACGGAGCCGGACGGGGAAAAUGCGAGACCGGUGACUGUGGGGGAAUCCUACAAUGCCAAGCCUAUGGCCAGCCUCCGAACACUCUGGCAGAAUACGCACUCAACCAGUUCAACAACUUGGAUUUCAUUGAUAUCUCGCUCGUCGACGGGUUCAACGUUCCGAUGGAGUUCAGCCCUACGUCAGGUGGAUGCAGCAAGGUGAUUAGAUGCACGGCCGAUAUCAAUGGACAGUGCCCAAAUGAGUUGAGGGCACCGGGCGGCUGCAACAACCCAUGUACGGUGUUCAAGACUGAUCAGUACUGCUGCAACUCCGGGAGCUGUGGGCCUACGAGAUACUCGAAGUUUUUCAAGGAUCGUUGCCCUGACGCUUAUAGCUAUCCUAAAGAUGAUGCAACGAGCACUUUUACUUGUCCUGGAGGAACUAACUACAAGGUUAUCUUCUGUCCUUGAAGUAGUAUGUGGCCCAUCGCUCGUGAUCUGCUGCUAAUUUUAGAGGUACGUAGCUGUCUCUGUUGUAAUAAAACCAUGGCUUGAGGCCUUGUUGUGUGUUGUUCUUGCGUUAUGUUACUCGAAAACAUGUAACACUAUAAUAAUAUUGUACAAAACGAAGAAUAAACAGUGCAUGUUAAUUUCUGA